CGGCGGCAAAUAUGCGAGUACGCGCGUCUUUGACUGAUAAUUGAAUACACAAACAAGUUGUGUAAUUGUGUAAACCGUAACGCCACUUCUUUCACUUUCUUAGCAUUGAAAUGGCAUUUCGUGUUUGACCCAAAUCGUCAAAUCUUCGAAUCUUUCAUUAGACUGCAAAUAGAAAUCAAUAAAGGCAAUAAGAAGGAAUCGAUUUAGAAUACCUUUUUUUUUCUUCAUUUGACCCAUAUUCAUCGUGUUGAACUAUUGAUUUUUUUCUUUCUCUCUCUCUGUUUUUUGUGGAUAGUGGGUUUGUUACUUUUAGCUCUACUGUCUCGCUGCAGGCUUUGAUUUUUCAAACAAACACGCGCUUUUUGGAUUUUCGGCCUCUUUUAUUUGCGUCCCAAAAGUCUUGGGGUCCUUGCGCCCCGGAAGUCUUCUGUGAAUUAUGUUGUGACAUGGUGCUGCUUCUUCACUGUUUUGAGUAAACUUCUUCCGGGUGUUCUGAGCAUUCAGGGUUUCGUUUUCUGUGCGACUGUUUUUGGUUUACAUCUGUUGUGGCACGGAAGUUACAGGUCAGUUGCUUAAUUUGGCGCGCUUUUUUGGUAGUUUCUUUUGAUAUUUCCAACUGGGCAUCUCUGUAUCUUCAUUUAUUUUGAUGGGUGUGUGAAGGAAUUCAAAUUGGGUGAUUGGGUCUUUAAUAGGUUCUUUGGGUUUCAUGGAGCGGAAGGCUGUUGGGUAUCCGUGUUUUGAUUCCCAAAGACUGCAAUUGGGGGUUUAGUUGUUUGUAGUUUUCUUUAUAUUGGGUUCCUUUUAAUUCUGGGUUUAGUUCUUUCCUCAUCUCUCCUCCCUUUCCUCCUCUGGGUGACUGGGUGUAAUAACUUGUAAUUCUGGCAGGUCUUCUGUGUGCAAUUGGGGUUACUAUGUCGUGGAACCAGACGGUUUUUCCUUUGAUGUCGAACGAAAUUGGAGACUAUUGGUUGAUUUAGUUCUUGUUUAUUCUUAUUUUCAUUUCGGAUUUUUUUUUACUCCUGAGGUUAUACUGGGAUUUUCUAAGGAUUUUUUUUUUUUUGAAUAAGAAUCGGGAUUUUUUAUGCUAAAAACCAUGAAUUACAGUUGUCUAGCUGUUCUGUCUGCUAUUUCCUGGUUGCUACUGACUGCUACCAAAAGCGAUGGUAGCGAUGCAGAUAUUAACUGCUUGAAAAGCCUGAAAAGUUCACUGGAAGACCCUUUCAACUACUUAUCUUCAUGGAAUUUUAACAACAAAACAGAAGGUUUCAUCUGUAAAUUUACGGGGAUUGAUUGCUGGCACCCUGACGAGAACAGGGUCAUAAACAUUCGCCUGUCAGACAUGGGUCUGAAGGGCCAGUUCCCGAAGGGUGUUGAGAAUUGCACUACCUUGACAGGCUUAGAUCUUUCUAACAACAAUCUUUCUGGACCCAUUCCACUGGAUGUUUCAAAGAUGAUUAUAUAUGCGACUACCCUUGAUCUCUCCUCCAAUCGUUUUAGUGGUCAGAUCCCAGUUAGCCUCUCUAACUGUACAUACCUGAACACCCUCAAACUUGAAAAUAACCAACUGACAGGGGAAAUCCCCCCACAAUUUAUCCUACUCAAUCGUCUCAAGACAUUUAGUGUUGCCGACAAUCAGUUGUCUGGACCUAUCCCUACCUUUGUUAAUACCACCUUUCCAUCAGAUAGCUUUGCAAAUAAUCCGGCGCUAUGUGGGGAGCCUUUGGGUAGUAAAUGCACAGCACCUGCUAAGAAGUCUCAUGGUGCAGUUAUAAUUGGGUCAGCAGUUGCUGGGGUGGUUGUUACACUUUUGGUUGUUGGUGUUGCAUUGUACUUCUGGAUGCGUACAGUGUCCAUAAGGAAGAAGGAAGAAGACCUUGAAGGAAACAAAUGGGCAAAGAAUAUUAAGGGAACUAAAGGCAUCAAGGUUUCCAUGUUUGAGAGGUCUGUUUGCAAGAUGAGGUUGAGUGAUCUCAUGAAGUCUACUAACAACUUUCACAAAGACAACAUCAUUGGUUCAGGAAGAACAGGGACACUGUACAAGGCAUUGCUUCUAGAUGGUUCCUCCCUUAUGGUCAAGAGGUUACAAGACACACAACAUUCUGAGAAGCAAUUUAUAUCUGAAAUGAAUACUUUGGGGAGUGUGAAGCACCGUAAUUUGGUUUCUCUUUUGGGCUUCUGCAUGGCAAAGAAAGAGAGGCUUCUGGUGUAUAAAUAUAUGCCAAAUGGGUGCCUCCAUGAUCGGCUGCAUUUUGUGGAGGUUGAGGCUAAGUCCAUGGAAUGGCCACUAAGGCUAAGGAUUGGGAUAGGAGCAGCCAGAGGCCUUGCAUGGCUCCAUCAUAACUGCAAUCCCCGUAUUCUCCAUAGAAACAUAAGUUCCAAAUGCAUAUUGUUGGAUGAGGAUUUUGAGCCAAAAAUAUCCAAUUUCGGACUUGCAAGGCUUAUGAACCCAGUUGAUACACACUUGAGUACCUUUGUGAAUGGGGAUUUUGGGGACUUGGGUUAUGUUGCUCCUGAGUAUGCACGGACACUGGUGGCUACUCCCAAGGGAGAUGUUUACAGCUUUGGUAUUGUGCUUCUUGAGCUUGUUACUGGUGAGAGACCCACCCAUGUAGCAAAUGCCCCUGAAGGCUUCAAAGGAAACUUGGCAGAGUGGGUUACAAAACUUUCAAGUGAUUCUCGUCUCCAAGAUGCCAUUGAUAAGUCUUUGGUUGGGAAAGAUAUUGAUGGCGAGCUCCUCCAAUUUCUUAGAGUUGCCUGUAAUUGUGUCUUGCCAACUCCAAAGGAGAGACCUACUAUGUUUGAAGUAUACCAGCUUCUAAGAGCCAUUGGAGAAAGAUACAAUUUCACAGUUGAUGAUGAAAUUCUAGUGCCAUCUGACUCUGGUGAUGCUGACAUCCUCAAUGAACUUAUUGUUGCUCGAGAAAUGAACCACUGAAAAGGUAUUAUUAAGAUAUAGUACAAGAUGUAACCAAAGCACUAUAAACAAUCUGUAAUGUCUGCAAUUGUAUGAUUUCAAAUCGAAUUCUUAUUUUAUAGAAUUUUAGUUUUUGUUUUAGCUGUUAUACAUCGGAAUCCCGCUUGUAUGUGUUCCAUUUCCCAUGUAAUCUAGAGAAAUUAUCCCUUAUCUCCA
Messenger RNA from Nelumbo nucifera (sacred lotus), 3130 nucleotides. The record is from RefSeq and is a predicted model, not a curated record. Lineage: Eukaryota; Viridiplantae; Streptophyta; Magnoliopsida; Proteales; Nelumbonaceae.